This is a messenger RNA of Wasmannia auropunctata (little fire ant), 1547 nucleotides long. It is a transcript of the gene YL-1, whose product is annotated as vacuolar protein sorting-associated protein 72 homolog. Gene Ontology annotation, molecular function: ATP-dependent H2AZ histone chaperone activity. Gene Ontology annotation, cellular component: nucleus. The coding region runs from base 173 to 1375 and encodes 400 amino acids. NCBI's taxonomy places the organism in Eukaryota, Metazoa, Arthropoda, Insecta, Hymenoptera, Formicidae. The record is from RefSeq and is a predicted model, not a curated record. Gene Ontology annotation, biological process: chromatin remodeling; regulation of DNA-templated transcription. The transcript has 7 exons.
AUUAUGAACAAAAUAUAAGUAUUCGUGAACUCUUUACACGUGAUAGAAUAAUAAUCCUUAUUGUGUGCAAGCUUGGGGAAAGAUAGACCGAAGAAUCUUUCGGGAGUAAGGCACAAUUAGAUAACAUACACGUGUCGGUUGUGUCGAAAGUUGUUGGCCAGAAAAUUUCACGAUGGCUGCGACAAGGGAAAAGCGUGUGAACGCUGGCAAUAAGAUGGCAAGGUUGCUAAACGAAGAGGAGGAAGAUGAUUUUUACAAAACUACGUACGGCGGCUUCGACGAAGUGGAGCAGGACAACGAUUACAUGGAGGAAGACGAGGCGGAGGACGAAGUGGACUCGGACUUUAGCAUCGAUGAGAACGACGAGCCAGUUACCGAUACCGAGCAAGAGGGGCCGAAGAAGAAACGCAGAUUGGUAACGAAAGCGUAUAAGGAGCCUAAACCUGCCACGUUGCAUGCACAAUCGACGCCCAAGGAGAAAAAGAUAAAACCGAAACAAGAUAAGAUCUUCAUAGACAGCAUAGAAAGAAAAUCAAUCCGCCGCUCUACUGCCGCAAAGUCGGCAGCUACGCAGAAACGCCUGCGUGAGAGAAACGAGGAUCAGAAACGAAAGACAAAAGUUGUAAAGCACGAUGUGUGGAAACCCACUCAGGAGGAAUUGCUGGAAGAAGCGUUGCAAACGGAGGAGCUUAAUACGAAGUCAUUGGAAAAGUAUCAGAAAUUGGAAAAUGAAAAAAAGACUACUAGGACUGUGAGAAAAACGAAUGUUGGACCGACGAUUAGGUAUCAGUCAUUGUCUAUGCCAGUAAUGGUAUUAUCUGAGACAUGCGCGGAUGAAGAAAAAAUCAAUGUCGAAUGUGACGAUGAGAAAACAGGAAAUUCUAAUAACACGGUUUCCGACAGCUCUCCAAAGGAAGGAAGCGAAACAGAGUCAAAGGCAGAUGGAAAAGAUAAUAAUAAAGAAGAAUCUACGGACACAGCUCUGUCUGCUCCCACUAAAAAGAAAGAUGUACAUGCCGAAGAAACUGGGAAAUUUUAUGAGCGAACAUUUAUUACUUUUCAAACCGAACAGUCGUAUCAAGAUGUAUUUAAAAAAUCGAACCAACCAAGGCCACCACUGAAGCCUCUGUGUGCAAUCACGCGGUUGCCUGCCAAAUAUCUAGAUCCUAUGACACAAUUACCGUAUAAAAAUAUACAGACCUUUCGAUUGCUUCGAGAAGCGUAUUAUCAGCAGUUAGAAGGUCGAACUGAUCUCAACGAUGCCUCUCAAAGUCCAGAACUAACGCGAUGGCUUGAAUGGCGACAGAAAAAUCACGGUAAUUCUCAGAGAAACACUAUUCGUCUGGAAUCAGCAUCUUUACCUGUAUCGUCAUAAUUUUUUUUUGUAAGUAGUAAUUUAAGAUUAAAAAUAGUCCGUUUUUGUUAUUCCUGCGAUUCGACAUAAACUUUACUGUGUACAUGUAAUAAAGCGCAAUAUAUAAUUAUUUUUAAAAAAUAAGUUUGUAUGUACUCAUGCACGCUAUCUAUAUAAUAUUAAUUGUAAUAUA